GAACAUCGAUGAAAUAUUGAAGUCAAUUUAUUGUUAAUAGAAAGAGUAGUCUCACAUCUUAGGUGUAUUUUUUUAAUUCCAUAGGGAACAACGUCACAGCAACUCCAGUCUGGUUGGUUCUUUCAUUUCCGGUAAUCAUGCCUUUUAAAAGGUUUGUGGAGACAGGACGUGUUGCCUAUGUUAGCAAUGGACCUUACCAGGGCAAAUUGGUCAGCAUUGUUGAUAUCAUCGAUCAAAAUCGAGUUCUGGUCGAUGGACCAGUUUCCAAAAUUCCACGAGGCCAAAUGAGAUUAAGCGAUCUUCAUCUUACAAAAUUUCGUCUCAAGUUCCCAUUUACUGGCUCGACUCGAGUUGUACGUAAGGCAUGGGUCGAUAGUAAAAUUGACAAGCAGUGGAAAGAGACGAUGUGGGCAAGGAAAGUCGAAGCAAAGAAAAAGAGAUUGGAACUGAGCGAUUUUGAUCGAUUUAAACUUCGCAGAGCAAAACGUAUCCGCAAUAAUUUAAGAAGUACGGCGUUCUUCAAAUUGAAGAAGGCAGUAAAGAAAACUGCACAGGCAGCGGUAAAGCCUGCAAAGACUGCAAAGACAGCAAAACCAACAAAACCAGAAAAACCAACAAAACCAGAAAAACCAACAAAAAAAGCAGUUACGAAAAAAUAA
Ceratosolen solmsi marchali is the source of this 659-nucleotide messenger RNA. It is a transcript of the gene RpL14, whose product is annotated as ribosomal protein L14. Gene Ontology annotation, molecular function: structural constituent of ribosome; RNA binding. Bases 138 to 659 code for a protein of 173 amino acids. The record is from RefSeq and is a predicted model, not a curated record. Lineage: Eukaryota; Metazoa; Arthropoda; Insecta; Hymenoptera; Agaonidae. The transcript has 4 exons. Gene Ontology annotation, biological process: translation; ribosomal large subunit biogenesis. Gene Ontology annotation, cellular component: cytosolic large ribosomal subunit; ribosome.